Erythranthe guttata (spotted monkey flower) is the source of this 1773-nucleotide messenger RNA. RefSeq lists its product as uncharacterized. Gene Ontology annotation, biological process: meristem maintenance; meristem development. The record is from RefSeq and is a predicted model, not a curated record. Lineage: Eukaryota; Viridiplantae; Streptophyta; Magnoliopsida; Lamiales; Phrymaceae.
GAAGAAAGGGUGGAGUCAAUGGUUUCUCCGACCGGCGGCUGCCCUUGUCUCAGAUCAGCCCAUUUUCUCCGACCCUCCGUCGCCUCCAUCGGCGGCCCCGCCGCCGCUCCUUCACUCGAUUCUUCAACUUCCCCACCCAAGUGCAAAGAUUUGUCUUUUAACGUCAACUUUAUCGGCUGGAAAACUCCGGACAGCAACUGGAAAACAUGGGUGGACCGGAUGCACUCCUCCCACCAUUCCACCUGGAUAGAGGCCGGGAUUUACGACGCCGUCGUCAGCUCCAAAUGCUGCAUCCACCGCCACCAAGAUUUGAUUUUUGAUUUCGUCGACAAAUGGUCCCCGGCCACGAACACGGCGGUGUUCCCAUGGGGUGAAGCGACUUUCACGCUUGAAGACGCGGCGGUGCUCGGUGGGUUCUCCGUCGUCGGUGAGUCGGUUUCUGCCCCUCCUCCCGCCGACGACGAAUCUCAAAAAGUAAUGAAAAAAUUACUCGCCGCCCGAACGAACCUCUGCAAGUCCCCGGCGAGGAAAGCCGGACACAGCAGAUGGAUGGCCAGAUUCAUGGACGGCGACGGCGACGGCGGCGGCGGCGGAGGAAGCGAAAUCGAGCACGAAGCAUUCCUCGCCUACUGGCUAUCAAGGUUCGUCUUUCCCUUCACGCGCGACUCGAUAAUCAAGAGCGUGUUUCCAAUCGCCGUCCACUUGGCCAGAGGCACUAGAGUCGCACUAGCACCGGCGGUCCUCGCCGCCAUUUACAGGAGCCUAACUCUGCUAAAAGCCGCCGUCGCCGCCGCAAGAAAUCAAUCCCAAACCCAACCCAAGAAUCGCGAUUUCCGAGUCAUGAUUUCUGCUCCAUUAGCACUGAUUCAGGUCUGGAUAUGGGAAAGAUUCCCAUCACUAAGAUCCACAAACCCAAUCACCAUCAAACAAUCCCAGCCGAGAUUAGCCCGGUGGGACAACUCGAAGAAAUCGAGCAACCGCAAUAGCCUGCCGACGAUCGAUUCCGCCAGGGAAGAAUUCAAGUGGCGUCCUUAUUCAACAAGAACCAUGCACAAUGUAGUUUCUAGAACAAUCUACAAGGAUGAUCACGGAUACUGGGCGGCAGUUACCUCGGAUUUAGAAGGGCUCGUUCGAUGCUUGAGGGCAAGUGAGCUCGUUAGCCUCGAACCCGGUUGCAUAGAGCAAUAUCUGCCGCAUCGUGUGGCCAUGCAGUUUGGCAUUGAUCAAGAUUUACCAGGACACGUGUCGAGAGUCAAUGUGAAUCCCGAUAUCGCUUGGAGGGAUUAUAUCCGCCCGAUUAAUAAUGGAGAUGCAAAGAUAUACAUACCGCCUCGUGUUUUCGAACCCCGUGUUACGAGCCGGUACUUUAAAUGGUGGCAAAAAUUGAAUCUUGGGUGGAGACGUACAACCGAAAUUGAUGUAGAUGGAAAGUUAUCAGACGACGACGCCUUUGGUUUAAAAGAUCGAGAGAACAACGAAGAAUUUGUGGCGGCUGAAAAAGUUGUCCAUAGGCAGAGCCCUCUCUCUUAUAGUUGUAACAAGGGUUCGAAAAGGAAAUUUGUAGAGAGCUCGUCCGAUUAUAAUUCCCGUGUUUCGCUUUCCGAUCAUCGUUUUGUAGCUGAAUCUUCGAGCACGGGGAUCGGUGACUGUGCAAGCCCAGUUGAAGCAUUUGGGAUUGGACUUGAAGAGAGGAUCAACACUAUUGAAAAGCUGUGUGCUUUGUUAAAAUCUGGAAAACUUGAUCUGCCUUUGAUACUAAAAUCCAGACAGUAA